Messenger RNA from Agelaius phoeniceus (red-winged blackbird), 1594 nucleotides. RefSeq names its product RAD51 paralog D (gene RAD51D). Gene Ontology annotation, cellular component: microtubule organizing center; replication fork; Rad51B-Rad51C-Rad51D-XRCC2 complex. Lineage: Eukaryota; Metazoa; Chordata; Aves; Passeriformes; Icteridae. Gene Ontology annotation, molecular function: ATP-dependent DNA damage sensor activity; ATP binding; ATP hydrolysis activity. The record is from RefSeq and is a predicted model, not a curated record. Gene Ontology annotation, biological process: double-strand break repair via homologous recombination; reciprocal meiotic recombination; telomere maintenance.
UCCCUCCCUCCCUCCCUGUGGAGAUGGUGGUCCUGCGGGCUGGGCUCUGCCCUGGCCUCACUGAAGACAUGAUCCAGCUUCUCAGGGACAGUGGCAUCAAGACGGUGGUGGACUUUGUGUCGUCAGACCUGGAGGAUGUUGCCCAAAAGUGUUCCCUGUCUUACAAGGCGCUGGUUGCAGUCAGACGUGUGCUCCUGGCCCAGUUCUCUGCCUUCCCUGCCAACGGAGCUGACCUCUACGAGGAGCUCAAGAGCUCCACUGCCAUCCUGCCCACUGGCAGCCCAAGCCUGGACCAGCUGCUGGACUCAGGGCUGUACACGGGGGAGGUGAUGGAGCUCAUGGGAGCACCAGGCACUGGGAAAACACAGGUGUGCCUGGGCAUUGCAGCCAGUGUGUCCCUGGGGCUCAAGCAGCACGUCCUGUUUCUCGACUCCACGGGAGGUUUCACUGCCUCACGUCUGUACCAGAUGCUCCAAGCCCGGACAGAGGAUGAGGAAGAGCAGCUGGAGGCUCUGCAGAGGGUGCAGGUACAACGUGUGUUCAACAUCUACGAGGUGCUGAGAGCCUUGCAGGAGCUGAGGGAUCGCCUCUCCCAGCAGGUGCUGAGCUCCACGGGACCUCUCAAGGUGGUGGUGCUGGACUCGGUGUCAGCUGUGAUUUCCCCUCUGCUGGGUGGCAGGCAGUCAGAGGGUCUGGCCCUCAUGAUGCAGCUCUCCAGGGAGCUGAAGACCCUGGCCAGGGAGUUCAGCCUUGCUGUUGUGGUGACCAACCAGGUGACAAGGGACAGCAGCAGUGGCCCACUGAAGCCAGCCCUUGGCCGCUCCUGGAGUUUUGUGCCCAGCACCCGCGUGCUGCUGGAGAGCAAAGGAGGCCCCUGGGAGAGAUCCAGCACUCAACGGGCAGCUUCCCUGGCAAAGUCACCCCGGCAGCCAACAGGGAUCCAGGUGGAGCUGGACAUUGGGAAUGGUGACGUGUUGGAACCGAGCCUGGUGACACCCACACAGGGGCUCUGAUGGGCUGGAGCAGCAAAUGCCACAAGGUUCAAGAGAGCUGCACCAAAGCAGGCAAGCACUGAAGGUUUUACAAGCUGGCUGAGAGUCCUGCAAGCCUGGGAAGGACCAACAAGAAAAAUCUCUUGUUCUUCUGCCCCGUGGAAAAACUGAAUGUGGGGUUCCCUGGAGACCUCUGUGCCUGCAGUGGCUGGGCUGGGAGGGCAGCAGGACAGGUCCUGUCCUUGCUGCAGGCUUCUCUUCACCCCCAGAGUGCUCAGGUGGUGUUUGGGAUCAGCUGCCUUGUCCCUGCACAACCCCACAGCUCCCUGUCCUGGUUCUGCUCCCUGCCCUCUGGAGUUCUGAUCAGCCUUGGGCCCACAGUGGGCUUGGUUCAGAAAUAAAAGGAAAAUACAAAGCUGUUGCACAUUGCUGUGGUUGUUGAGAGCUGGAAUUCAGUUAAUGACAGCUGCUCUGAACUUAAUUAAAAUGUUGAGCAGGCCUGGGCUGCUGAUGAGCAGGGAUUUAAUGAGAUGCUUGAUCUUCCCUUCUCCCCAGAGGAACACCAGGCCCUGUGGGGACCUGCUGGUGUUUUUGGGGCACAG